This is a messenger RNA of Schizosaccharomyces japonicus yFS275, 1511 nucleotides long. RefSeq names its product fungal protein. Gene Ontology annotation, cellular component: plasma membrane; endocytic vesicle; growing cell tip. The transcript has a single exon. The coding region runs from base 301 to 1305 and encodes 334 amino acids. The record is from RefSeq and is a predicted model, not a curated record. Lineage: Eukaryota; Fungi; Ascomycota; Schizosaccharomycetes; Schizosaccharomycetales; Schizosaccharomycetaceae.
GCUCACAGUGGCCUAAGAAGUUGCCUUCUCCCAUUCACUUGCCACGAAUUAAUAGCAAUUCCAACCGUUUUGGGCUGAAUUUGCUAAAUUCGGGCAUAUAACUAUCAGAACCGUGUUCUUUGCUCUUGUGCGAGCAAUUACAUGUAAAUUUUGCUGCAAUUUACUUAAGUUUUACGACACGUCGCUUUAUCACGUUCUUAUUAGCGAUUUUUUCUUUCUUAAACUCGUAUCCGUCUCGUCGACAACACCCAGAGACAUCGUUUUGUCCGCCUUUACCAAUCCCAAAUUAGUGCUUUCAUCAUGAGGAUCCGUAACGCUACUCCAUCAUUUGUUUUGUUAGGUAUUGCGGUCGUGUUUUUUGCUCUUGCGUGUUGUACAGCACCUGUAUCGUCUCGGCUUACAUUGUCGAAGCUUGACGAUAUCCGUUUUGGCAUCUUUGGUUAUUGUACAGAUGUGAGCAACUGUAUUGAUCCUCGCAUUGGAUAUAACUAUGACUUUUUGAAUACAAACACUGCCUCCGGAUACAGAUUGUCGGCAAACGUCCGUUAUCGUGCUUCCUUUGGUCUCGUUCUUGUCCCGGUUUCUGCCUGUGUUUGCGCCUUUGCUUUCCUCAUGCUUCUCUUUGCCCAUUUGGGUUUUGUCGCUCGUUCACCCUCCUAUUUCAAUGUAGUCGCCGCUGUCAUCUUCUUCAACAUUUUCCUCACUGCAAUCUCGUUUAUUAUCUGCGUAAUUACUUUUAUUCCUCAUAUUCGCUGGAUCUCUUGGCUCGUACUAGCAAACACUGGUAUCCAACUGAUAGUACUGUUUACCCUAUUUAUCGCACGCCGACAAGCUGCCAAGUUGCAGAACAAGCACAUUCGUCGCUCUGCUUCCUUUGGUGACAAUCCUUACACGCUGCAAGACAACAGCAACAUGUUCACUACAAACGCUAGUCUGCCCAAGUUUGCCGAGUUAUCGUUUGAAAAGCCUUCCGACGCAAUGACUGUAGCGUCCGAAGAUUCCUCUAAGCCAUUGCGUUACAACGCUGCUUCUCCCGCAAAGUUGAAGCCCACGUAUAGCAAUAGUGUUCGCUCUGUCGAUGCCGAAACCGAAAACCGUGAGUCUGGAGGUUAUCGCUUCCCGUUCGGCCAUCGCAACAACAAGUCCGUGUCUGAAGAACCAGGUUCUCAGCCACCCUCGUAUGAAUCGCAGAAUCCUUGGUCGGUAGCUGAUAUACCGCCUGUUGACAACGCCUCGUCCACUCCAGCAAAAGGAAAGCGUAACUCCACUAACAAGGCCUCGAACAUCUUCCGUUGGGGACGUUAAGCUUGCUAUGAAUUAAGUUUAUGAGCAACCCUACAACCGGUUUUGUGUUGUUUUUGUAUAUGUAUUACUACAUUCGUUCCGUGUUACAAUGCCAACUGGCGCCGUUAUGUUUUCUUGCAGUUUCCCGUUUACACCGUUUAGCAUUCCCCGUUUUCCUACUUCUAAUAGAUUGUUUCAGUUUUGAUAUAGUGGGAGAUUACGAUAUG